UUCCGACCUCUAAAACGUGAUCACUAAAUCGUCACUAAUGACGUGGCUGCCAACGUGGAAAGCUGAGAUAAACUCGCCCGUUUCUCCCUCUUUCUUAUUCAUUUCAAAUUUCAAAUUCAUUUGCACAAAACAUUUGAAGACUCUAUCUCUCUCUAUUCUUCAUUCUCUUCUCUUUUCUGCUGUGCCUCUUUGUCGACGAGCUCCCGACGAAUGCAGCUUCUACAACCCCGAUGAGCGCAGCUUCUCACGAGAACGACAAGCGCAGCUUCUGAAGACGACCGACGACGACCGAGUCUCUCUCCGUCUUCACAGAUCUGUCUGCACAGAUGUCAACUUCAAGUGUUAACGCCAGUACAUCAGAUCAAUUGACAUUUUGCAACAGAAAUUGUCCUCAAUGUC
Messenger RNA from Camellia sinensis, 399 nucleotides. NCBI's taxonomy places the organism in Eukaryota, Viridiplantae, Streptophyta, Magnoliopsida, Ericales, Theaceae. The record is from RefSeq and is a predicted model, not a curated record.